UCGACUAAAAUUGUUAUUCAAUGCAUUAUUGUGUCGUGUUUUGUGUUAAUUACAAAUGCAUUACAUGUAAAUAAAAGGGCGAAUGACGACGGGUUUUGUAACCCAACAAAACCCGAUAAACUAAAUGUUCAUAUCAUAAGUCACACUCAUUUGGACGCGGGUUGGGUUAAGACCUACGAUGGCUAUUAUAAAGAUAGUGUUCACGAUAUCAUGAGUACUGUGAUCGAGGCGUUGACAAAUGAGCAAGCUAAGGCCAACAAUCGGCGAUUCACAUUCGUCGAGAUGACUUACUUUAGCCGAUACUGGAAUGAACUGAACGACACGGCGCGGGAAGUGGUCAGACAACUGGUGACAACCGGUAUAUUGCAGUUCACGAGCGGUGGUUGGGUUAUGAACGACGAGGCGACCCCUCACUACUCCAUGAUCAUCGACCAAAUGAGUUACGGCCACCGAUGGAUCAAUCGUACGUUCGGACCCGACUUCUUGCCCACAACCGGAUGGCAGAUCGACCCCUUCGGACACACCCGGGAGUACGGCUCUAUUCUCUCGCAAAUGGGAUUUAACGCCUUAUUUCAGGGGAGAAUUGAUUAUCAGGACAAAGAGAAGCGAAUGAAAGAGAAAAGUAUGGAAAUGAUUUGGAAGACUGACGACAACCUCCGGUAUAAUAACUAUAUGUUUACGGGAAUCACUCCCACCGGUUAUUAUCCGGCAGACGGCGUGUGUCUGAACUGCUAUUAUAAAAAUAACGCCCCAUUACUUAUCAAACAAGUGAAGGCCCAGUCGGCCGGCUAUCGGACCAAUCAUUUAAUGUCGACAAUGGGCGGCGAUUUCAACUACUGGGCCGCCGAACUCAGCUUCAAGAACUUGGAUCAACUCAUUGAGUACAUCAACGCCAACGAAACGGACAUACAUUUGCUGUACUCGACGCCCGACUGUUAUGUAAAGUCUGUGUACGAGUCGGCCGUCAACUGGACGGACACUAAAGGCGAUGACUUUAUGCCGUACGCCGACCGCCGCAACGACUUCUGGAGCGGUUACUUCACGAGUCGGCCGGCGUUCAAGUAUCUCAUGAAUUACGCCAAUACUGUGCUUCAGGCGAGCAAACAGUUGACGGCGUUGACCGACAUCUACGGCCUGUCGCGGCAACUGAUCCGACCCCUGGAGGAGGCGUUUGGCAUUUGCCUCCAUCACGACGGCAUCAGCGGCACGAGUAAACAGUUUGUGAACGACGAUUACGUCCAGAUGUUGACCAGAGGUCUGGCCUCCUCUGACCUACUGAUGACCGCCGCCUAUCAGAAACAGUUCGCCACUAAUUUGAAGCCACAAUUUUGCCAUCAGUUGAAUGUCAGUGAAUGUCUUUUUGUGGAGGAGAGCAACAGCUCUCUCAUCGAAAUAGCUAUUUAUAACCCGUUGGCUCACGAAGUGAUUGAUUUCAUACGAUUACCGCUGUUUACUACUGACUAUGAAAUCAUUGACGCCAAUGGUCUGAUCGUCGGAUCGCAGAUAGAAACACUUCAGUUGUUCAUACAAUCACUUCCCGACCGUAAGAAUAAGUUUGGGUCGAGAUUUGAGAUACUGUUUGAGGCAUUUCUACGUCCGCUCGCAUUCACUAAAUACUAUUUGCGAAAAAUAUCGGCAAAACGAGAGCCACUGCCGCAGCAAACCAUCUCUCAAGACAGUGAAAACGUCUCCGAUAUUAGCAUUUCUAACGAUUUACUGACUGUCGUUAUAGACGGCAAAAGUGGUAUUUUAAAAGGCAUACAAACCGCUAAUUUUACGGUUAAUAUCAGACAAAACUUUGGUUACUAUACUCGAGGCAAUGGUAAGCCGUCUGGCGCUUACGCCAUGCAUACCAACGGAUCGGAUCCGAUGGUCAUUGAAAUGAAUGCAAACGUUUCUGUGAUUCGGGGAAAUUUGACCGAAGAGGUCGUCCAGGAGUUUAAUCCGUGGCUCAAACAAAUCAUACGCCUGUAUCGGGACAACAAUGGCGUUGAGUUUGAAUGGGUUGUCGGACCACUGCCUCAAGACAUUGAUUACGAGAUAAUCAGUCGAUGGGACACAGGAUUCAGAAGUGGAGGACUUUUCUAUACGGACUCUAACGGUAGACAAACACUGGAGAGAAAGCGCGACUAUAGAGAGACGUGGACUCUGGACACCAUUGAGAAGGUGUCGAGCAAUUACUAUCCGGUCACGAGUUGGCUCUUCAUCCGGGAUGUGUUGAGUGAUCUGCAGUUGACUGUAUUGCCGGACAGAGCACAGGGCGGCACUAGUAUGAGGGACGGGUCGCUAGAGUUGAUGAUUCACCGGCGUCUGCAUCGGGACGACGGCUACGGUAUGGAAGAGAAGUUAGACGAACCGGGAGUCGACGGUAAAGGACUGGUAGUGCGCGGGAAACACAUCCUAUACGUGGAUCGCAUCGCCGACAGUAUGCAAAACGUGAAGAUUAUCAGCAAAACCCUAUUCUGGCGCUCAUUGCCUAUGUUUGUGGAUUUGGGCGACAGUCCAUCGGUUCCCCCGAAUAACGUGUCCCACAGCCUAACAGUCGGACGACUCGAUCCGGGCGUCCAUUUGUUAACGUUAGAGGAAUUGGAGGAAAAUGUUUUGUUCAUACGUUUAGAGAAUUAUUUGGAGAAAAGGGAAACAUUUCAAGAGUCAGUGAGUGUUGUAUUGAGUGAACUGUUUUCGGGGAUCGAGAUCUUGGAGGCAACUGAGACCGGACUCACUGCCACGCAAUCACUCGCCCGAACACAACAACUCAAAUACAAGUGGAAUUGCGGCGAUUGUAACAAUGGUUAUGAUAACCCAUUGGAUGACCCAGCUCAGUUUAAGAUCACACUCACACCCAAUCAAAUCCGAUCGUUUGUAUUGAGAGUCAAACGUAUUUCUUCAAACGCUAUAUAAAUUUAUUACGA
This is a messenger RNA of Medioppia subpectinata, 2912 nucleotides long. Lineage: Eukaryota; Metazoa; Arthropoda; Arachnida; Sarcoptiformes; Oppiidae. The record is from the annotation of a GenBank genome assembly.